Meloidogyne enterolobii is the source of this 1707-nucleotide messenger RNA. NCBI's taxonomy places the organism in Eukaryota, Metazoa, Nematoda, Chromadorea, Rhabditida, Meloidogynidae. The record is from the annotation of a GenBank genome assembly.
AUGUUUAAUAUCGGGCCGCGUUGGCUUACAUUUAAUUUAGCUGCUUUAUAUUUUCGUUAUCUUGGCAUUCCAGGCGAAGCAAUUAAUUGUAUUGAAUUAGCUCUUAAAUAUUCAAAAUAUGAAGAUAUUGCUUUGACACAAUUAGUACAGAUUAUUUUACUUACAAAUUACUCGAUAACUGAUCAAAAUGAAUUGAAUGGUUUGGAGAGAAUUUUAAGUAUUGCAAUGAAUAGUGGGGUUAAUGAACCAAUUCCAUAUCAUUUAAUGGCUAUUUUCUAUCAAUUAAAAGGCAAUUUACAUACUUCAGAAAAAUUGUUAUUUCAAGCAUUGGAAUUAGAUCCUAAAUUUAAACCAUCACUAAAUAUGCUUCUUUUCAAAAAAUGUUCUAAAAGAAUAAUUAAUUAUUCCAAACCAAAACUUUCAAUUAAACAAAUUUAUUUUCCUUUAUGUUGCUGGCCUAAUGAACAAGAAAUAUUUUGUUUUAAACAAUUAACAACAAAAAAUAAAGAGAAAACAAUAAAUUGUUAUAGACCAGAACCUUUACUUGAAAGUCCUUUAUUUAAUAUUAAAUUAAUUUAUUUUCGAUGCAAUACUCCUUACAUUGGAAAAAGUUAUUUAGCCCCAGCCUUUGCCAGAUUUAUUAUUCCUUUACUUUUCCCUGCUGCAAAACUUAGAGAAAUUAAAGAGGAUAUUUUUGCUAAAAAAUUGGAAGCAGAACUUGCACAGAAAGUGGUUGAUAGACAUAAAAUCGAAGAAGCUCCUGUGUUCCCCUUGGAUUAUGGAGGUUAUUCUCUCGACCGGAUUCGUGCCCAUCAACGACCAAUAUGGCCACAGGGAGUUAAAGAACAAAUAAAUCAAUUCCAAAUUGAUUUUAAACCUUCAAUAAAUAAUGAAAAUAUAUUUGGAGGACAAAAUGAAUUUAAAUUAACAAAAGAAAUUAAAUUAGAAAGAACAACAAUUGAUGAAACUAUAUUUAAUGAAUAUUUAAAAAAUGAGUGGACAGAAAAUAAUGAGAAGAAGAAUAAAGGAGAUAAGAAGAAACAAACAAAACAACAAAAUAAUGUUAAAAUGACAAAGGAGAAAUCAAAAGUAUCCGAAUCUAUUGUUGUUGAUGGUGUUACUUCAUCUUUCCUUAAUAACCAAUCUAAACGUUUAAAAUCUUCACGUGUUCAAAUUGAUGGAACUUUGUUGGGAACACUUUCCAAUCGUGGGGAAGUGCUCUUUAAAUUAGAUAUUCCUUUACCUGAAAUAUUGCCAGUCCCUCCAUCUUUAAUGGUUAAUAAAGGAAAACAAUUUGCAUUACCUUUUAAACGUGAUUCUCUUAGAGAAAUUUGUCAAACACAGAAAAAACUAAAUCAUUUAUUUGAACAACCAGUCUCUACUUGGGUAUCUCCUUCGGCGAAAGGAAUUAAGGUCGACGAUUUGCUCAAUUUUGGAGAAUUACCAGAAUUGUCAGAUUUAUUAUUAGAGCCAGAAUGUCCAGAACCUACUUUAGUUCUUCAAUCUUCUUCAAUCCUUUUAGAAUUAGAUGAAUUACCUGCUUAUCUUUAUCGAGAACAUUUAACCAAAUUUUAUAAACCAGAAAAAGCUUUGAGAGAUACAUUUCGUUCAAUUGGUUCAUCAAAAUUAGAUAGUAUUGAGAGAGUUGCGGCUAAAUUAUUUUUUGCUUUAAAAGGUGCUGCAAUGCAUCCAUCGGGUAAAAAAUAA